AUGCAGGCACUGUUGGAGUAUGCGGAGGAGAAACCAGGUGGCAACACGUCAUUGGCCGAGGAGUCUCUGCACCUCCUCGGCUGUGUGAGGACGCCAGAAGCAGCAUGCGAUCUCCUCGUGCGAGCGGGCGCCCUUCCACUGCACUCCCACUCCUUCCGCCUCGCUGCCUCCGCCAUGCCUGCAACCUUCCCAGCAACUGUCGCCGAUUACUCUGCCAGUCUCGCAGCAAACCCCCCUCCAGAUCCUGAUCAGAGCAUACGUGUUGAUUUGACACAUCUCAAAGUCUACACCAUCGACUCAUACGAUACAGUAGAAGUGGACGAUGGCUUGAGUGCAGAAACCCUACCAGACGGCCGGAUCAAGGUGUGGAUACACGUGGCUGAUCCGAGCCGCUGGAUGAGGCUCGGCGACAGGCUCGACACAGAGGCUCGGAAACGAGCCACGUCCGCGUAUUUUGCUACAGGAGUCGUGCCUAUGAUUCCGUUCUCUCUUGCUGCGGGUCCCAUGAGCCUCUCUCUUCCUCCUGCUCCUCCUCCUCCUGCUGCCGAUGCUGCUGGUGCUGAUGGUGCUGCUACUGGGAACUCUGCUUCUGCUGUCGUUUGCGCGGUUACAGUAGUAGUCACACUGAAUCCCGAUUUCAGCAUUGAUGACGUGGACAUCAUGAAUUCCUUCAUCUGCCCGACCUACCGCCUAGCCUACGACCAGCUGCCCGAAAUGCUUGCAAUGGCCGGCGAACACGAACCAGAGCUUCUCCUCCUAUCAGACGUCGCCGCCGGCCGGUUACGUUACCGCAUGCAAAACGGGGCGGCGAAUAUUUCCAUCCCUGAAUCCGACAUCAAAGUUUUUUCCGCCACGUCACACUGCCCGGAAAUCUCGGUCAGCACGAUCGACCAAUCCGACCCGUCCCGGAGGCUCGUGUCCGAAGCUAUGGUCCUCUGCGGCGAGGCUGUGGCUAGGUUCGGCGCCGAACGUGACCUGCCGCUGCCGUACCGAGGCCAAGGCCCUCCGGACCGAAUGACAGAUGAGGAUGAGGAGGAUAUGCAAGCGCUCCCCGAGGGGCCGUGCAGGGCCGUGCAUUUGCGAUCGUUUAUGAGUCGCAGUGAGAUUAAAUGCUCCGGGCCGAUUCCGCAUGCUGGGUUGGGACUGCAGGGGUAUGUGCAGUUCUCAUCACCCAUCAGAAGAUAUUCCGACCUGCUGGCUCAUUAUCAGGUAAAAGCGCUACUAAGGGGUGAGCCCCCUCCGCUAUCAGUAUCAGAUCUCGACACAAUCGUAUCUCACUGCACCGCUCGGCAGCGCGAGGUGCGGCGGGCGGAAGGGGCGGUGGAGCGCUACUGGCUGCAGGAGUACCUGCAGCGGCUGCCGGCCAAUACCGUGCUGACAGCUGUCAUGCUCAAGUGGCUCCGGGCUGAUGGGAGUCCGCUGGCGCUGAUGCUGGUGGAGGAGGUGGGGAUGGAGACAGUGAUGAAGAUGCAAAGGGACGUGCGGGUUGGUGACUCAGUCGAUGUGAUUAUAGCAGAGGCAGAUCCUGUAAGGGACAAGCUGAGGCUAGUGGAAGCUCCCCCGAGCUACAGAGAGGCUCAGAUGAGGGGUUUGGCGGACGGGGGAGAGGAAGGGGAGUUGGAGGAUGAUGGGACCGAUGGUGGUGUUGGUGAUGGGGAGGGGGAGAGCAAUGGGGAGGGGUUGAGCAGUGGAGAGGCAUGGGAGGAUGAGGCGGAUCCUGCAAGGGACCAGCUGGGGGUGGUGGAAGCACCCCCUCAAAUGACAAGUUUGGCUGGCAGCGACAAUGGUGUUUGGCGAAGUCGUGACAAUCCAGUUGUAACGCUCUUCACGGCGGGUGCAACGUCAAGCCCCCCAACGUCACCUUCAGCAUCCCUCUCAGCAUUCCUCCCCGGCGGAAGGCUGCCUACCGCGUCCUCUGCUCAGGCCACUCCUUUGGUGAAAGGGAAGGUGUUCUUGCGCUAUGUGGCCACGCUCACUCCCACUCGCAGCAACGGAAAGGUUGUUGGCGACCAAGGAGCAACUGGAAGGGUAGUUAUAAAAGGAGUCAAGGUCAAUGCAAGUGACAGCUACGUGGUGCUCAACGCGCGUGUCAACAACAUCAAGUCUGGAGGGGCUGGGCCCUUCGCGGGCGUCUUUUCAUACUGCCUUGCCAGCUCGUUUGACGAAGAUUUUGACGGCUACAAAUGGAAGAACAUCACAAGCACCAGGGGUGGUCAGCUCAAGCGCUACAGCUUCACUGCCUCGUAUGUUGGGGGCCCAGUGAAACAGGCCGAGGCUCGGAUGUUAAUUGAACUCUAUACAAUAGGCCCGUAUUCGGUUGUGUCGCACCCGAAAAAUGACUAUGCACUCUGCGGGAAGAUGAAAAAGGUGUGA
Molecule: messenger RNA, 2373 nt
Organism: Closterium sp. Yama58-4
Lineage: Eukaryota; Viridiplantae; Streptophyta; Zygnematophyceae; Desmidiales; Closteriaceae
Source: the annotation of a GenBank genome assembly